Messenger RNA from Salvelinus sp. IW2-2015, 3147 nucleotides. Its product is annotated as frizzled-6. Gene Ontology annotation, molecular function: Wnt-protein binding; Wnt receptor activity. Gene Ontology annotation, biological process: canonical Wnt signaling pathway; non-canonical Wnt signaling pathway. The record is from RefSeq and is a predicted model, not a curated record. Gene Ontology annotation, cellular component: plasma membrane. NCBI's taxonomy places the organism in Eukaryota, Metazoa, Chordata, Actinopteri, Salmoniformes, Salmonidae.
ACAACUUGAAUUCUCCCCUUACAGUGAAAAAUAUUAUAAUGUAAGAAAAGUCAGAAUUUAAUUGUACAAAGUUGAUACAGCGUUAUGGUGCAUGUAUUAUCUGAGAUCGAGGACUAUCCAUCUCCUUGGAAUAGUACCUUUAUAAAAUACAUAAUGUUUUUGGCUACACUGCCUACGCUUGAUAAUAGCACCUGCAUAUGACAACGGCCAGUAUUUCCCCGGAUAAUUACUGUAUAUGGGUGUUGUAUCGAACACGGAGACAGACAGGAUGUGGAGCUGAAAGAAAGAAGGCGGAGAAUAGUUGAAAGUCGCUGGAAACGUCGCAAAAUCCGAAAAGAUUGCAAUGGAAUGAUGCCCUUUAUUUAGGAAAAACUAACAACGAAAGGCUUGGGAUAUCCGAAUGUGCCACCGUGCUGAUGCCGUGGUGGCUGAUGGGGAAUGUUCUACCUGUCGUUACUCCUUUUGUCUCCAUGGAUAGGACCCCAGCAAGCCUAGAGGAAUGUGGAUGAAAGAGUGAUCCGGCCUCCAACAUAAAGUUAUCCCUCCACUGAACCAAAUAGAGCUGUUUAUACACAAAUAAUUUAGCCUAGCAACUGGCUGCCACCAUAAUGAUACCCAGGCUGGUCUGGGUGUGCCUGGCACUGAUAGGGGCGAGGAGCUGCCACGCCCACAGUCUGUUUACCUGUGAACCCAUCAAGGUGCAUCGCUGCCUGGGGAUGCUCUACAACAUGACCUUCUUCCCCAACAUGAUGGAGCACUAUGACCAGGACAUAGCAGCCAGCAGGAUGGAGCCCUUCAUGCCGCUGGUCAACCUGCGCUGCUCUCCAGACGUACAUCACUUCCUGUGUCAGGCCUUUAUCCCAGCAUGCACUGAGGACACCAAAGUCAUCCGGCCAUGUCGUGACCUGUGUGAGAAAGUGAGGUCAGACUGCAGGAAGGACAURGGCACCUUCGGCAUCACCUGGCCURRGGAGCUGCAGUGCGACAGAUUGGAYMAUUGCCUCUACUCUCCWGAUGGCUCAGRCCUGCCACCAACCAGACUGACCACACCCAAGACCUCUCUGUCUGCCAAGAGGGACAUGGGCUUCUGGUGCCCCCUUCAGCUGAAGACCCGACCCGGCCAGGGAUCCACGUUCCUGGGUGCCGGGGACUGCGCUCCCCCUUGCGCCAACAUGUACUUCAAGCCCCAUGAGAUCGAGUUCGCCAAGACCUUCAUCGGGGUGUGCUCCAUCGUCUGCCUUUGCGCCACGCUCUUCACCUUUCUCACCUUCCUCAUCGAUGUCAAACGCUUCCGCUACCCCGAACGGCCAAUCAUCUUCUACGCCGUGUGCUACAGCUUCGUGUCGCUCAUCUACUUCAUUGGCUUCCUGCUGGGGAACAACGCAUCCUGCAACAAGGCGGUGCACCCGGCUGCCAUGGACACGGUGGUGCUGGGCUCCCAGAGUAAAGGCUGUACGGUACUCUUCAUGCUACUCUACUUCUUCUCCCUGGCCCGGCAUCGUCUGGUGGGUAUCCUCACCAUCACCUGGUUCCUGGCCGCCGGGCCCAAGUGGAGCUGCGAGGCCAUCGAGAGAAGAAGGCGGGUUUUCCACUGCGCUUGGGGGAUCCCCGGAGCACUAACUGUCAUGCUACUGGCUCUCAACAAGGUGGAGGGAGAUAACAUCAGCGGGGUGUGCUUCGUGGGGCUCUAUGAUUCUGGACGAACGCUGCGGUACUUUGUGCUGGCGCCACUGUGUAUCGGGGUUGUGGUGGGGCUGUCUCUGCUCCUGGCUGGGAUCGUGUCGCUCAACAACGUGCGUCAGGUGAUCCAGCAUGAUGAGAGGAACCAGGAGAAGCUGAAGAAGUUUAUGAUCCGUAUUGGGGUGUUCAGUGGUCUGUACCUGGUGCCCCUGGUCACUCUGCAGGGGUGUUAUAUAUAUGAACAGAGCCAGCGCUCCACCUGGGAAAACACCUGGAUCAAUGACCGUUGCCAGGAGUACAGCAUUCCCUGCUCACACAAGACUACAGAGUCUGGUCGUCCAGACCUGUCCCUAUUCCUGAUUAAAUACCUGAUGACCCUGGUGGUUGGGAUCUCAGCUGUGUUCUGGGUCAGCAGCAAGAAGACCUGCUCAGAAUGGGCCUUCUUCUUCAACAGGACCAGGAAGAAAGACCCCAUUAGUGAGAGCCGCAGAGUUCUCCAGGAGUCCUGUGAGUUCUUCCUCAAACACAACAGCCGUGUCCAGCACAAGAAGAACCACUACAACCCCGGCUCCCACAAACUCAAGGUCAUCUCCAAGUCCAUGGGCACCAGCACCGGUGCCUCAGCCACAGGCAACCACGGCACCUCAGCAGUGGMCAACCAUGAGGRCARCCGGGGRCAGGCUUCUUUCUCUGAGGCCAGGGGCUCAUCUGAGGCCUCUGCCAGGGAGCAGCUGGAGAGAGGCAYCUCCACCCGUGGCUCCAGGCUGGGGGAGAGGGASAGGGAGAYGCAGCCCAGUGGACAGGCCCUGUCUGGYGGGAGAGAGGGGGCAGAGAGACGUAGUAAGAAGGGCAGCUCCAGCAAGGUUAGCAGCCGCUCAGAGAGCUUCCACAGAGUCCCAGAGGGAAGGAUGACUCCCCGGAGUGAACUAUCAGAGACGAGACAGGUGCCCAGUGGACAGCACCUGGCUUUAAGCCACUCCCACAGCGGCAGUGCGAAAGGCUCCGUCCCUCACCUGGUUCGCCAGUUACCAGAGAAGAAAAAGGACAAGGACAGCAGCUUCUGAGCCCAACCAGCAGGCUCCUAUGAUACUUAACACCAACAGAGAUGGGCAACUCUGGUCCUCAGGAGCUGGACUGAGUGUCUGCUGGUUUUUGUUCUUCCUUUCAAAUGAGCAACUGAUUUAGCCUGUCAUACCAUACCAGAUGUGUACACUCUCAGAACAAUCAGUGAUAUUAGUGGAUGGAUUUAAGUACCAGAGGGAGAAGAGAAAACCAGCAGGAAGUCAAGAAAAUCCAGAGGACAGGAGUUUUCCUUCACACCACAGAGACAGGAAGGAGGAGACUAGGUGGGCCACCAGGGUCCUAGAGAGCUCCCUUCAGUGACCGACCCAACAGGUGUAGCUACUGUACAUCAGUCAGCUUGACUGGAUCACUGGCCACAUCAAGGUGAAUGAGGUUAGAGAAUCA